AGAAGGAGGAGUGGAGGAUGAAGAAGGGGAGGCAGUGGAUGUGAUGAUGGAGAGGAGGGAGACAGGAGUUGAGGGGGCCACAGACGAAGCAGCAGCCUGAGCUUUUGCUUUCCUGUGAGAAAGAAAAUAGAUGACAUAAAUAUAUUAGACACUACGUUUGGGGAUUGAACGAAUGAGUGUCGAGACGUGUGAGUAAAUCAGAGGUAAUAAAAAAAACAACUUACUCAAAUGCAACAAUCUUGGGUUUAACCCAGGGAGCUCUCACAUAACUGCAGAAAAGACUUGACUUUGUUUGAAAGCUGCAGGGAUGACAACAAAUGCAACGUUAGUACUGUCCAGACUCUUUCUCUUGGUAUAGUAUUAAUAUUCUGUGUUGUGGAUAGGGCUGGGCAAUAAUUCAAUAUGAUAAUUUAUUUAUGAAAUGAUAUAUCAAGAUAUCGUGAUAUACAAAUACGUUGUCUAAAUUGAUAAUAAUCACAUACUAACUUAUUCAGAAAAUCUGUUGUGAAAAAUUUUGAGGAAAUCUAAUUUACAUUUGUUUUAACAUCACAAUAUUUUUUAGCAUGCAUGUAAACAUAGUCAGUAUAUAGCUGGACAUUUUUUUUUCUCUAUAAUUUCACUUUAUACAACAUUAUUGAAAAUGUUAUUGUAAAAGAUAUUUUGUGUAAGCACCUAUUGUCAACCCUACGAUAUCGUUGCAAUAUCAAUAUCGAUGUAUUUGGUCAAGAAUAUUGUGAUAUCUGAUUUUCUCCAUAUCGCCCAGCCCUAACUAUAGAUAUGUCAGUUUAUGGCAAAUGCAAAGAAAUAAAGUUGAAAAGCGAAAUUAUUACAUAAAGCGUUGCUCUUUGUACUUACAUGACAGCUUGGACACAUGGAGCGUUAGCUCGCUGCACCAAGUAUCCUAAGAUUGGCUCGGUUAUCUCCUGGCUGGUGACUUUGGUACAGCAGGAUGCCAGCUUCUCUGCUAACAAUGGAUGGAAACAUAAAAAAUAACAUAAGUAUUUUAACUGGCUCACUGGAGGCAAAGCUCUUGUACUUUGUUUCUAAAUCUUAAUCUCACCUGCCGAUCCCGACUGAAACAUAGCCACUAGGACGAUGACGACCAGCGCACUCUUCAACAUGCUUCCACAGUUUUCCAUCUUCAAAAAAUGAAUGAUAAAUAUGAGAUUAAAUGGAUAAAUACUGAAUAAAUUAAUCUCUGUUGGUCUUUCUUCUCCAGAGAGCUUGAUGAACUGACAAACGUCUGGAGACGUCGAUACUUAAAGGCCCGAAAAAGCAGAAGCAGUCCCUCCGGCUUUUACUUGAGAGGACAGAUUAGACGUGAAAAGGGGGAGAGAGAGGAAAUGACAUGCAGCAAAUGGCUGCAGGUCGGAAUCAAACCUGCAGAUGCUGCGGCAAGGACUGAGCCUUUGUACGUGGGGUGCACGCUCUACCAGGAUCCAGCACCCAGUCUUCAAAGUCUUCUAAGUUUCAGUGAAAAAAAGUGCAGCGAAGGAGGUCGAGAAGAAAAAGAUUGUGGAGGUUCACUGGCUGGUGGUUCUGGUAUCUUGAGAACAUCAUACACAUGUGGGAGCUUCCCAGUUCAACCUGUUCCUGCUGCUGGCCCCUGAGAUAACUAAAACACUUGGAUGUAAAGUUCCUCCUCAAAAAAUUUUAUUGAUGCAGGUAAUCUGCUGCAGGACCCCAUCGCUCCCACCGACUCAUCAUGUCAGCAUUACGUCUGUCGAGGCUGUAAGGGUCAGAGGAUGCAGCUGAAGCCGUCCUGCAGUUGGUGUAAGGACUAUUCCCGCUUUGAGGAAAACCGGCAGCUCUCCUUGCUUGUCCACUGUUACAGGAAGCUCUGUCUCUACAUCACGCAGUCGCCGCUUGCCCCGCACAUAGCCAGCGCCGCCAGCGAAUCGCCGGACCUCCAGGCCAUCCUCAACGAGGGCCUCACGUUGGCCGAGAGCGAGCCGGAAGCCGAGGACAUCACGGAUUCGGCCAGCCUGUCGCAGACCGCCUCCAACUCCGAUGGCGCCCAGCCUGACGAAGCGCCGCUUACCAGGGAGCUCAAGGUGGAGCAGACGAGCCCCGUCGGUGUAAACGGGCUGCACGAUUGUAACGGUCUGCUCAGUUCGGACUCUCUGCAAUCCAUCACCGUAGAAACAGGUGGAGGUGUUGAAAAGCAGGAGAGCUUUUCGGAGGAGAUCCCGGUGUGUGUGAGCCUCACGGGGGAGGCGGGGCUCUGUGAGAUCAGCACUUUGGGGGAUGACCUGAAACAUGGCGGGGGGCCGUUGUUGUUAAGCGUUGAGGAGGUACUCAGGACUCUGGAGACGGACACUGACCCUGAUCCCUCCCCCCAGCCGGACUGCCCCCCCUCUGUACCUCAGUCCAGCCUCAAUGGGCCUCAUUGUCCUGGCUCGGACUCCUCCCACUUUAUCCCCUCCCUCCCCCGAGGGAACAGCCCUCGCCCCCUCCAACCUCACCCGCAGCCCUCGCUGCAGCCUCCUCCUCAGUCCUCCACGGUCACCCCCCAGGUUGCCCCUCGGUACCACCGUAAGCGCUCCCGCUCAGAAAGCGACAGCGAGAAGGUGCAGCCCCUCCCCAUCUCCAGCCUUUUAAGCGGGCCUCCCCUCGGUGCCAACAGCUCCCCCCAUCACCCUAACCCCGGUGCCACCACCAAACAGGAGCCUAAGUUCCCCGCAGCCACGCCCCACCCACAGCUGGCGCCGCUGCCAAAUGGUGGUCCCCCCAAAGUGGGCAAGACUGUGCUCAUCACAAACAAGGGGCUGAAGAAGACUGUGGAGCACCACGGGGGCCCCAAGAAGGCUUACACCAAAGCCAGGCAAGGGACCCCCAAGCCCCGCACACAACCCCGCGACAGAGUGCCCCCACACCCUCACGCUCACCCCCUGACACACCCACCCAGCCCAUCAAAGCCACUGUAUAAAAAACCAGUAGAGAAGAAGGGCUGCAAGUGCGGCCGGGCCACACAGAACCCCUCGGUGUUGACCUGUAGGGGGCAACGCUGCCCCUGCUACUCCAACCGCAAGGCGUGUCUGGACUGCAUCUGCCGCGGCUGCCAGAACUCCUACAUGGCCAACGGAGAGAAGAAGCUGGAGGCCUUCGCCGUGCCAGAGAAAGCUCUGGAACAGACUCGCCUCACGCUCGGCAUCAACCUCACCAGUAUCACCGCGGCGGCCCUCCGUAGCCCGGCCACCAGCUCCCCCAGCGCCCUCCUCAACGUCACCACGGCUACAGGGGCGCCCGUCACGGCCACCUUCUUAUCGGGGGCGGGGCACGACAACAGGGGCUUUGACGAUUCACUGGAGAUGCGGUUUGACUGCUGAGGUCUCCCCCUAGCCCCUCCCCCUACUCCGGUCGGUCGUUACGCACAUUCCCCGCCCCGCCAGCUGGGCGUUAUCCAGCUGGGCGUGCCAGGGACCUGCGGCGUCGGAGCCAGAACAAGGCAGCUACAGUGACCGGCGAUAGCAAGGGUCACCAGCGGAAGCUGGGGGAGUCGCCCUGCGUCCAUCGCCCCAAACUGCACCAUGCUUGUGGUCUUGCAUACAGAUACAGUGUGGAAGAGAAGGAGAAAGAGGAGAUGUUGCGUUACUGUAUGUGCAGAGAUUUCCUUUCAAUGGGGAUAGUUUCUCUUUUUUUUUUCUUCUCUACUAUGGGUAAAAUGUAGAGCAUGUUGUGUAGCUACGUUGGGUGUGUGUGUGUGUGUGUGUGUGUGUGUGUGUGUGGGGGGGGGGUGUGCGGCUGCGUGCGUGUGGAGAUGACCCUUAUUAGCCGGAACGAAGAUCAUCAUCAGAGACUGGUGUAAUUUAUAUAAAAGAGAGAACUUUUUGUACGUGGACGUAUCGGUUUCCAUUAAAGAAGACAUUUUAUGAUAUAUUUUAUAAGUUACAUUAAAGACCAAUGGAAGAUAGUGCAGGGGCAGACCUGCAUUCAACCAGAAGAUUUUCACACAGGUAAAAAGGUAGAUUGCAUUUUUUUUUCUCAGUUCUCCUCUCGACCUCUAGAAGUAAAACAAAGACCCUUGAAGAAGAACAACAACAACAACAACAACAACAACACAACCUGAAGAUAACUGCUCCAAGUUAAAAACCUCUACCGUGUUAACAUUUUUGAUAUCUUUUGCUGUAAGAACCGGGAAGUGAUUUUUAACACCACCAGCCAAAUGUAAGUUUCCGUUUUGUCUGUUGAAUGUUUAUACUCUGUGAGCCACUGUCAGACACCCAAACAUUGUUCUAAGAUGUUAUUGUAUACUUAAAAAACACUGAUAACAUGGUGAAUUUUGGAGUCAACCAACCAUUGUGGCUGGUGGAGGACAAAACGUCUGUCCCUGGUUGUUUGAUAUGUGUCAAGGAUGUGAGUUAACCUCUUUAAUAAUUUGUGUGUUCCUGUAUUAAGCACUUUUUCCACUUUUCUACACUGGCCACCAAAUUUCUGGUCUGUUCUCUCUCUCUCUCGUGUUUAAAGCUCUGGUUGAUUGCAGGCCCUGCACAUUUUUGUUAUUCACAAGUUUUUGGUUUCUGGAAGCUACACACAUGCUGCUAAAUACCACAAAGGACACUAGAAGGAGAGCACACCUGUUUUCCUUGUCUUUUGUUCUGUUUUUGUUUUUAAUAAGUUGCGUUAACAGCAUUUGCAGUAUUUAUUGGACGUCUGCUAACAUAGGUUACGGGCCAGGCGUCAGUCCGGCCCACUCUGCCUGUCAAGUGUCGAUCCAGUCUGGACUAUUUCUGUCUCUGUUAAGUUGCUGUCUCCCUUCUCCUUAGUGUUAGUCUCCAAACAUUUCUUUGUUAUCCAUCGGGGGCAUUUAAAUACCUGUAAUAUAUCUGUAACAUAUUUCCACAAAAAAGAAAGAAAAUCAAAAACUUAA
Messenger RNA from Perca flavescens (yellow perch), 4870 nucleotides. It is a transcript of the gene msl2b, whose product is annotated as MSL complex subunit 2b. Bases 1746 to 3329 code for a protein of 527 amino acids. Gene Ontology annotation, molecular function: ubiquitin protein ligase activity. The record is from RefSeq and is a predicted model, not a curated record. The transcript has 7 exons. NCBI's taxonomy places the organism in Eukaryota, Metazoa, Chordata, Actinopteri, Perciformes, Percidae. Gene Ontology annotation, cellular component: MSL complex. Gene Ontology annotation, biological process: protein ubiquitination.